UUUGGUCUUGUUCUUCUCCUUCUUUUUUUCUUUCUUCUUUUCUUCCGCAUUGCUGUCUCUAUGUUUCGGUAUGUGAGUUCCGUCCUGUCAACGUGCCCUUAACACGGAAGACUCGAAGGAGACUGGACGGGCAACGACAUCUUUUUUCGCUAACAACAUACGAACCCGUGCACCAUCCAAUGGGCAACGAUUAUGGAGCCUCUUCCGAAGGAUACUAGGCUUACUAUUAUUGCUGGAGUCACCUCGGCAUCCAUAGGGGUCAUCGGAAUAUUCAUGGGAGUCAGAGUAUACAUCAGAGGGUAUCUUAUGCGCGCAUGGAAAUUGGACGACACGAUGUUCAUUUGCUCGGCUUUUCUUGCUGUUGUUCAGAUUACAUUGAUCAAGUGCGGCGCGAUAUAUGGCGCACUCGGCCGACACAUAUGGACUGUAACGCCCACGAUGAUAAAGAAAGAUGCCACUUUCCUCGUCGCGGCGACCUUAACGUACCAAGUUGCAUUCCCCCUCAUUAAAGCAACAUACCUCGCGCAACAUCGCCGAGCAUUUGCUCUCCCAAACAUAAAGCUGCUAUGUGAUGUGUUUUUGGGAGUAUUGUUCGUCAUAUCAAUCACGUUGCUCAUUCUCGGCGGGGUUGCCACGAGGGGGUUUACCGACCCUGAUCCGAACAAGCUCCCAGAUAUCAGAUCGACAGGAUUCGUUGUUUUCAACUACUUGUCCGGUGCCUCAAAUCUUGUUACGGGAAUUAUAGUUUUCAUACUGCCUAUCAUUCUUGUAGGACGAAUGCGCCUCGCAGCAAUGCAGAAAGCCGGGCUCAUUGCCAGCUUCGGAGUUGGCAUCUUUACGUGCGCCAUGUCAAUCAUGAGAAUUAUUAGCAUGAAAUUGGAUUUAGGCAGUGGUGACCCAUUUUACGCGAUCGUCCCGAUCACGCUCUUGGGCGCCGCCGAAUUGACCAGCGCCGUCGUCUGCGCGUGUC
Messenger RNA from Colletotrichum graminicola M1.001, 970 nucleotides. RefSeq lists its product as uncharacterized. The transcript has 5 exons. The annotation marks the transcript as partial. The record is from RefSeq and is a predicted model, not a curated record. Lineage: Eukaryota; Fungi; Ascomycota; Sordariomycetes; Glomerellales; Glomerellaceae.